AUCAGCAAUCAUAUUAGCUGUUCAGUUUGAUUUGAUCCAUUAAAGCUUAGCGGGUGCCACCAAAACCCCUUAGCCAUGGACGGUGGAUUCAGCAACGCCAACCCAUUUGUCAGUGAUCAAGAAGAUCUCGAAACUUCGCCGGAAAAUAGUGGAGGAGGAUCUCCACCUUCUGCCAUAUUCACCGACAGCAAGAUGGCUUCUACCUCCUCCCCUAAGAGAAGUAGUAGACGAGGUGUACAGAAAAGAGUGGUGUCAGUGCCGAUCAGAGACGUUGAAGGAUCAAGGUAUAAAGGCGAGACGAGUGCUCCACCGUCCGAUUCUUGGGCUUGGAGGAAGUAUGGACAGAAGCCCAUCAAAGGCUCUCCUUACCCUAGGGGUUAUUAUAGAUGCAGUAGCUCAAAGGGUUGUCCAGCAAGAAAACAAGUAGAGAGGAGUCGUUUGGAUCCCACCAUGUUUGUGGUGACAUACUCUUGUGAGCACAACCACCCCUGGCCGACUCUGAGAAACAACAACCACCACCACCAAAAUCAACCCAUGACCGCCUCCACCGCGAUUGAGGUUGCUACAAUUAUAAAUCAUGCACUUCCAAAUUCUAAAGAUGAUCCUAUGGUUUUAGGGAGCCAAUCCGAGCCUAACCCUGAUGAAAAAUUUGCUAAUCUUGACAAGGAAUCCCUAAUGACCGAGGCUGAGUUUGGAUGGUUCUCUGAUUUGCUAUCACCAACUUCAACCAUGCUUGAUAGUCCAAUUUUGUCCGAAGAUAAAACUGCUUAUACGGACAUGACAAUGAUUUUUUCGAUGAGAGAAGAAGAUGAGUCAUUGUUCGCGGAUCUUGGCGAAUUGCCCGAGUGCUCGAUGGUGUUCCGAGGAGUGAUGGAGAGGGAGGAGGAACGCCGGCGGUGCAGCUUAACACCGUGUUGUGGGACCACAUGA
This is a messenger RNA of Ilex paraguariensis (yerba mate), 930 nucleotides long. The record is from the annotation of a GenBank genome assembly. NCBI's taxonomy places the organism in Eukaryota, Viridiplantae, Streptophyta, Magnoliopsida, Aquifoliales, Aquifoliaceae.